AUGAUAAGAAGCAGGAUACAAGUUUUCGGUAGAAAGACGAUUGCGCGGAAGCCCAAUAUAGAUAGUUUGUCUAAUAUCCUUGGCAGAAAGAUAAUUGUGCGAAAUACAAGCUCAUUGGCAACAUCGCAACCAGAAUCAUCAUCAAUACUACUGAAUUACAAUGAAAGAAUAGAAGAAAUUAGAAAGAAUGAAUUGACUUACUACCCGACUUACUCAUCAUUCCAGAAGGAUGGGUAUGUCACGGUAAGGGUUCCAGAAUUUGUUGAAAGAUACAAAGGUUUGGAAGAUAAGAGCAGUGAUCCAAUAUGCGUGGAAGGUCGAAUUCAUUCGAUAAGGAGAAUCUCUAAAGUGCUUUACUUCGUGGAUAUAGUACAAGAUAACCACAAACUCCAAGUUAUAUUCAAUAACAAAUCAAUGGGGCUAAGCAAAGAAGAUUUUGAAUCUGCAAAUUCUCAACUUUGCAAGAACGACCAUGUCAGUGUUUGGGGCUACCCAGUGAGAACCAAAGCUGGUGAGCUAUCUUUGCGUGCUGACCAGGCAUUGAGAAUAGUCUCGCCCUUUUUAAGAGUUCCAAUAGAGAGAUUAGAGCAUAGGGAAAAGGUUAAUGCAAACAGAGUUAUGAACUACAUUGUGAAUCCGCAGCAGAAGGAUAUAUUAUACAAAAAGGCUAUUGUGACGAAUUCUAUCAGACAAUAUCUAACUGGUGAUGGGUUUUUAGAAGUACAAACACCUAUUAUCGCUGGUAUGGGAACUGGAGCCAACGCAGAGCCAUUCUCUACUAAUGCAAAAGCAUUAGGUUCAGAUUCUUCUUUAUGCCAGUUAAGAGUUGCACCUGAGCUUUGGCUUAAGAAAUUAGUCAUUUCAGGAUUCGACAAAGUGUUCGAAAUAGGACAAAACUUUAGGAAUGAGGGAAUAGAUGGUAGCCAUAACCCAGAAUUCUUAACUUGCGAGUUCUACAGGUCACACACUGAUUUAGCAAAAUUGAUGCAAAUGACGGAGGAAAUUUUCAAAUCCAUUUUAAAUAACCUAAAGGGGAAAGAGAAGAUUUCUGAUGAGUUAAAGGAAGUAUUGACUUCAGGACAAUUUGCCAGGUACGAAUUCAUUCCCACUUUAGAGUCAAAAACUGGUAUCCCAUUGCCAUCUGAAUUGAACUCCGAAAAUCUCAUGGAAUACUUCAAGUCGGUAAAUGUACCAAUCCCAGCGCAAAAGUCGCCACAAAACUUAUUGGACACACUUUGUGGGAUUUAUAUUGAACCUCUCUCCGUCACAGAACAAGGAGGUUUACCGAUUUUCAUAUUUAACCAGCCUGCCAUUAUGUCUCCUUUAGCCAAAUCAAAGAAAAUAACGUAUACUGAUGGAAGAGAAUACCUCAUUUCGUUGAGGUUUGAGUUGUUUAUUAAUGGAAAGGAGUAUGUCAAUUCAUACGAGGAAGAAAACUCUCCCUUUGAGCAGCUCGAGAAAUUUAGAAAUCAAGUUGAAUCAAAGAAUGAAUUUGAAGACAGAGAUCUGUUAGUGCCUGAUUGGGAAUAUGUUAAGGCAAUGGAGUAUGGACUACCGCCCACCGGAGGAUGGGGGUGUGGAAUUGACAGACUCACAAUGUUAUUUAGUGGUUGUGAUCGGAUUGAGCAAGUUUUACCCUUUGGAAGCUUAAAAGAUGUGGUAAGGCAGUAG
Messenger RNA from Dujonia railenensis, 1671 nucleotides. Lineage: Eukaryota; Fungi; Ascomycota; Pichiomycetes; Serinales; Debaryomycetaceae. The record is from the annotation of a GenBank genome assembly.